Molecule: messenger RNA, 1416 nt
Organism: Raphanus sativus (radish)
Lineage: Eukaryota; Viridiplantae; Streptophyta; Magnoliopsida; Brassicales; Brassicaceae
Product: UDP-rhamnose/UDP-galactose transporter 2
Exons: 5
Coding region: 200-1246 (348 amino acids)
Cellular component (GO): Golgi apparatus
Molecular function (GO): antiporter activity; UDP-galactose transmembrane transporter activity
Source: RefSeq, a predicted model, not a curated record
AAGGAAAGGACGCAUCACUCAGUGGACGAAGAAGAGAAGAGAUACCCAUAGACAGACACUGACACGCCAUUUCUCCAGAUCUCUUCUUCUUCCUCCUUCCUCCCACCAUUUUCUGCAGAAUAAUAAACCGAGAUCCAGAUCUCGUCAAACCGGAUCUGAUUAGUGGUGGUGUUGUUGAUCCAAUUCCAAUUUUAAUACGAUGGAGAAGGCAGAGAGCGAGAAGAAGGCAUCGUCCGUGUCGGACGUCGGCGCAUGGGCAAUGAACGUGACGAGCUCCGUCGGGAUCAUCAUGGCUAAUAAACAGCUCAUGUCUUCCUCUGGCUACGCCUUCACCUUCGCGACAACUCUGACUGGAUUCCACUUCGCUCUAACCGCACUCGUCGGCAUGGUCUCGAACGCCACAGGCUUAUCCGCAUCCAAGCACGUCCCUCUCUGGGAGCUUCUCUGGUUCUCCCUCGUCGCCAACACCUCCAUCGCCGCUAUGAAUUUCAGCCUCAUGCUCAACUCCGUUGGCUUCUACCAGAUUUCGAAACUGAGCAUGAUUCCGGUUGUAUGCGUGAUGGAAUGGAUCCUCCAUAACAAGCAUUACUCGAGAGAGGUCAAGGCCUCUGUCAUGGUUGUUGUUGUUGGCGUUGGGAUCUGUACUGUUACUGAUGUUAAGGUUAAUGCUAAAGGUUUCAUCUGUGCUUCCACUGCCAUUUUCUCCACCUCUCUCCAGCAGAUUUCAAUAGGCUCGCUUCAGAAGAAGUACUCAAUUGGAUCAUUCGAGUUGCUGAGCAAGACUGCUCCAAUCCAAGCUCUUUCACUCCUCAUUUUCGGUCCAUUUGUUGACUAUUUCUUGAGCGGCAGAUUCAUUACUACUUACAAGAUGACUUACGGUGCCAUUUUCUGCAUACUUCUCUCCUGCGCAUUGGCGGUGUUCUGCAACAUAAGCCAAUACCUCUGCAUCGGGAGAUUCUCUGCCACCUCAUUCCAAGUUCUUGGUCACAUGAAAACGGUCUGCGUCCUGACACUAGGAUGGCUUAUCUUUGACUCCGAGAUGACGUUCAAGAACGUAGCGGGGAUGUUCUUAGCCGUGGUGGGGAUGGUGAUUUACAGCUGGGCGGUCGAGUUGGAUAAACAGAGAAACACCAAAGCCACGCCGCACGGUAAGAACAGUAUGACGGAAGAUGAGAUUAGGCUUCUCAAAGAAGGAAUAGAACAUAUGGAUUUAGAAGACAUGGAGCUUGGAGAUACCAAAGCAUAAAUCAAUCUCGUCAAGACAAAAUGGUUUUUUUCUUUUUUGGUUUUUUUUUUCUUCUUUUAUGUUUUGCCGUUUCAUUUGUAUUAUUGUCUCAGAAGAACCUUAAUUUGUUGAGCUCUCUCCUCUGCAGAGCACAUUCUCUAUGUUUCUAUAGAAAUAUGUUUUUUCUGCUU